Hydractinia symbiolongicarpus is the source of this 1545-nucleotide messenger RNA. RefSeq names its product alpha-parvin-like. Lineage: Eukaryota; Metazoa; Cnidaria; Hydrozoa; Anthoathecata; Hydractiniidae. Gene Ontology annotation, biological process: actin cytoskeleton organization; cell projection assembly; substrate adhesion-dependent cell spreading. The record is from RefSeq and is a predicted model, not a curated record. Gene Ontology annotation, molecular function: actin binding. Gene Ontology annotation, cellular component: cytoplasm; actin cytoskeleton; focal adhesion. Bases 44 to 1147 code for a protein of 367 amino acids. The transcript has 12 exons.
AAUUUUACACGGGCCGUGUAAAAGUGGGAUAGGAACAACAAAGAUGGCGGCUGUACCAAACUCUCCUACAACCCCGACCAGAACUAGUACUCUAGGUAAGAAAGAUAAAGGAGGAUGGAUGGGAACGUUAACCAAGAAAAGACAGCAGUCAAAGAAAGAAGUAUCAGAAUUAGAAGACGAAGGAAGAAAUGCAAUCGAUGGUCCAACUUCACCAAUAACAGAGAAAACACCAGACACCUUUUUUCUUGACGAAGGACAAGAGAGGUUUCACGUGGAAAAUAAAUCAUAUGAUGAUCCAAAAGUUAAAGAACUUUGUGAAGCUUUAAUUGAUUGGAUCAAUGAUGUUUUGGCAACUCGCAGAGUUGUGGUGAAAAAUAUCGAGGAGGAUUUAAAUGAUGGUCAGGUGCUAGCUAUGCUUGUGGAAAAGCUUGCUAAUAUUGAUCUGGGAGCACUAACAGAAGUGACUCAAUCUGUGGAUCUACAAAAAUAUAAACUAGGCCAGUUGUUAGAAGAAAUCAAUAAAUUACUUGCAUUGCCGUUACAUGGCUCUCAGUCGUGGAAUGUGGAACUUAUUCAUUCAAAAUAUCUGCCUGCAAUCUUGCAUCUACUCGUACAAUUAGCAAGACAAUAUAACUGUCCAUAUAGACUUCCAAAUAAUGUCAUCAUCAAUGUUGUUGUUGUUCAAAAGCGGGAUGGUAUAUUAAGAAGUAAAACUGUUCCUGAGGACAUCACAGGAAAUUAUAACGACAGAGAACCCAAAACAGAACGCGAUGCUUUCGAUACAUUGUUUGAUCAUGCUCCUGAAAAGCUGGUCGUCGUUAAAAAGUCCCUCCAAGGUUUUGUGAACAAACAUUUAAGCAAAUUGGAUUUACAGAUAAUAAAUCUUGACACUCAGUUCAGCGAUGGAGUCAACUUCAUUCUGCUAAUUGGUCUGCUUGAGGGAUACUUUGUUCCGUUGCAUUUGUUUUAUAUGACUCCCCAAAGUUUUGACCAUAAGGUUCACAAUGUACAAUUUGCCAUGGAGUUAGUUCAGGAUGCUGGUUUGCAAAAGCCGCGCAUUAAGCCAUCUGAUAUUGUCAAUGGUGACUUGAAAUCGACGUUACGCGUAUUGUACACUUUAUUUACGAAGUACAAAAAUAUGAAAUAAUAAAUGGCUUCCCUUUUUGUCAAGUAAAACCUUGUUAUGACGAGAUCACGAAGUUCAUGUUUGUCAUAUUUAUAUCAACGUGCCACUUUUUUAUUUAUAUAAAUAAUGUAGCCUGUGAAAUUAGUAAGCACUUGGAGGAUAAAAAAUAGUUUUAAUAACGAUAGAAAAACCAUUUGGGGUUUAUGCAAAAUCUGUGUUUCUUAAAAAUAAAGGUGUGUCUUAAAGGUGAGUUUUUCUCCAUUCUUAACCGAUUCCCUGUUUGUGUUCAAUUGCAAUCUAUUGUAGCCUGACAUAUACAUAGUAAAUUUGCGUAUUUUUUAACCUUACCAGAUUUUUCAUGUUUUUUUUGAUGAUUUUGUAUAUACCUGUACUAGAAAUAUCUCUGUAUUUUUUAUUUA